This is a messenger RNA of Lodderomyces margitis, 2970 nucleotides long. It is a transcript of the gene INP51, whose product is annotated as phosphoinositide 5-phosphatase. Gene Ontology annotation, biological process: phosphatidylinositol dephosphorylation. The transcript has a single exon. NCBI's taxonomy places the organism in Eukaryota, Fungi, Ascomycota, Pichiomycetes, Serinales, Debaryomycetaceae. Gene Ontology annotation, cellular component: membrane; cytoplasm. Gene Ontology annotation, molecular function: phosphatidylinositol-3,5-bisphosphate 5-phosphatase activity; phosphatidylinositol-4,5-bisphosphate 5-phosphatase activity. The coding region runs from base 1 to 2970 and encodes 989 amino acids. The record is from RefSeq and is a predicted model, not a curated record.
AUGCGAUUAUACCUCAAUGAUAAACCACGGACAUUUGUUUUAACAACUGCGACGCAUGCAUUAAUCGUCAGACACCCAAACCCAACAUACGAACACAAGGGUAUCAAGAGUCGAAUACUUGGCCAUAAGCGCAGUCACAGCGAUAAAGACGAUUCCAAGGUCUUGGUAGAGUUUAUCUUGAAGGAGUACAUCAAUCUAAGCUCAUACCGAGAUGUAACCCCUAAACGAAACAAGCUCUUGGGAUUUAUUGGUCUUUUACCUUUGAAAGGUAAAGUGUUUUUAGGCUUUAUAACUCAGCAUGAGCUAGUAGCCUCGCCAACUUUGGAUGACAAGGUGUACAAGAUCACGGGAACUGAGUUUUUUUGCUUAAACAGUGAUGAGUACGACUAUAUUUUUGAUAGAGACUUUGAUGAGUUGCGCUAUCAAGACACUGAAAAGGUAAAGUACCCUGGUUCUUCGGUGAGGAAACUUUUAUCGAGUGGUGCAUUCUUUUACUCGAGACAGUUUGAUAUCACAUCUACAAUCCAGGAAAGAGGUAUAGGAACUUCCGAUUUCAAGUUAAUUGCAGAUGCCUCUUACUUUAGGCGGUUCCUGUGGAACAUGUUUAUGAUGGAGGAGCUACUCGAGUUUAGAAAUAGAUUGACGUUGUCGGAACAGAGGUUGAUUGAUGAGACGGGGUUCCUCAUUAUUAUUGCUCGUGGAUAUGCGAAAACCAUCAACACUGAAGUUUCUGGUCAAGAUGCGUUAUUAACUUUGAUAUCGAAACAAAGCAGUGCCAAAGAAGGGCCCAUUUUUGGCGAUUGGGGAUGUGAUGGUAAUGGGUGCGUUUCAAACUAUCUUGAAUCGGAAGUGAUUCUCUUUACUGAACAUUUCUGUCUAUCAUACGUGAUUGCACGAGGAAAUGUCCCCAUGUACUGGGAACUUGAUAACAACUUUUCAACCAAGAAUAUAAUUGGAGCUAGCAAUAAAAAAAUCGUGUUUCCAAGGUCAUUUGAAGCAUCACAGGAAGCGUUCACAAGGCAUAUAGAAAGGCUUGCUGCUCAAUAUGGUGAUGUUCAUGUGCUCAAUGAACUCUCAGACAAGUCAUACAAGAGCGUUUUAAAUGCUUCCUUUGAAGAGCAGGUGAAGUACUUUGUGGCACAUAGAGACCCUGCCACAUCUGACUUUAAGUUUCAGUACACGCACAUUCCCAUACCUGCUGCUAGGAUCAAGAAAAUAGGCUACACUUCACAAAACCCUUCUGAGAUACAGUCUCGAGUAGCUACUUCUGUGACAGACUUUGGUGCUUUGUUCUAUGAUAAUGCCACAACUAGUUUUGUUGGCAAACAGUUGGGUAUAUUCAGAAUUAAUUCCUUUGACAGCUUGAACAAAGCCAACUUCUUGUCAAAGGUGAUUAGUCAGGAGGUGAUAUUGUUGGCAUUCAGCGAGAUUGGCGUACACUUAGACAGAGACUUGUUUACAUCACACGCAAAGUUAUGGCAGGAGAAUGACAUUAUAAUAACUCAGUUGACGCUCAAUUUUGUUUCAUACAGCGACAAGUUACACACCAGCAAAAAGUCAAAUGCCUCGUCAGUAAAGUCCCACAUUACGAAAAAGUAUUUAAGUGGAGUGGUGGAUAAUACCAAACCAAAUGAAAUGGCACUACUCAAGUUGUUGGGUAGGUUGCAAGACCAGUCUGCAAUUAGUUUGCACAAUCCGCUUCACGAUUACAUUGAUAAAGAGUUGGCCAAACGCAGCAAAGAGUUUACAUCAGAGCUGGAUAUAUCUGUAUUUGCAUCUACAUUCAACGUGAAUGCAGUUUUCUACGAGGGAGAUAUAAAUGAAUGGAUAUUACCACAUGGUAAAUCACAUGACUUGGUUUUCAUCGGUUUACAGGAAAUUGUUGAAUUAAAGCCCAACCAAAUGAUGGCCCAGGAUUUCAAAAACAAAACUUUAUGGGAGCGUAAAAUUCUAAACUGUCUCGCACAAGAGGACAAGUAUAUGGUGAUGUGGAGCGGUCAACUAGGAGGACUCGUGUUGCUCCUUUUUGUCAGAGAGUCACAGGUGAAGCAUAUCUCCAAUAUUGAAAUUUCAUUUAAAAAAACAGGUCUUGGUGGGAUGGCUGCGAAUAAAGGAGGAAUCGCUGUCAGUUUCAAGUACUCUGACACAACAAUGUGUUUUGUAUCUUCUCAUUUAGCCGCAGGACUCAGUAACACCGAAGAAAGACACAACAAUUAUAAAACCUUGAUCAAGGGGAUCAAGUUUUCGAAGAAUAGAAGAAUUCCCAAUCAUGAUGUUGUCAUUUGGUUAGGUGACUUUAACUUUCGAAUAGACUUGUCGAGCGAGGAAGUGAAAUCUUUGAUACAUCAGAAGAAAUACGGCAAGUUGUACGAGUACGACCAGUUGAACAGGCAAAUGGCAAGUGGUGAAACUUUCCCUUUUUUUGCUGAACAAGAGAUUCGGUUCCCACCUACUUACAAGUUUGAUAAUGGCACCAGAAAAUAUGACUCAAGUGAAAAACAAAGAGUUCCUGCUUGGACCGAUCGAAUAUUGUACUUGUCGCGCAAGAACCUAAUCAAGCCAAUGGACUAUGAGUGUAUCGAUAAUAUCAUCUUUUCUGACCAUCGGGCUGUGUACGCAGUAUUUCAAAUUACAGUUAAAAUCGUCAAUCAUGGUAUUAAAAAGAGAUUGUCUAAUGAACUAUACGAAACGUAUAAUUUGAGGUAUGGUGGAAUUCAAGAUUUGUCGGCCUUGACUUAUGAUCCUGACAAAAAGAGCGCCGAUUAUGAAAAUGAAAAGUUGCCACCACCUAGUUCAGAAAAACUGAAAUGGUGGCUAGAUGGUGGCAAACCGGCAAAAGUAGCAAUCCCUCGAUUGUCUGAGGAGGGGAACGAUCUCGUCGUAAAUCCUUGGCGCCCAAUUAAUCCGUUUGUCGACACCAUUGAACCCGAAUUUGUUUCGAGAAAGGAGUUGGAAGGUAUGUUGAAGUAA